CAAAUAGCCGCCCACGUAACGGGGCUGAGGUCAGUGGACCCCUCAGAAGCGGUGCUUUGUUUAUAACACUUGCACCGACGUCCUUUACUCUCCUUGAAUUACCAUUUCUCUCCCCCUAUCGUCCUUUUGGCCUUCAAGCCAAGUUUCUCCUCUCCUCUGCUUCUCGCCCAGGUCGCUAGCGAGGACCGCAUAUACCAACUUAUUCAAGAUACCCGCUGAGGCUUAGGCCCUAGACCGAAUCCCCAUGGGAGCAUCCUGCCCGUCAGACAACACCCAAGCAGUCGACCAGAGCAGUUUCUGGAGCGGUGGAGCUCACUGGGAUGCACACAGAGUAGGUUGGGCCGUCUCUGGCGCCUGUGCCCUCGCGCUCAUAGGCUUCUAUCAGACCGUUCUUAUAUCGUCCAUUACCGUGCUACAGCAUUCCUUGCACUACAACAACCCCGGCGAGCAACGGCAAAUUUUGCGGGUAUUGUACAUGCCCCCGGUAUACGCCGUCAUCUCAUUCCUUUCAUACCGAUUCUUCCGAGACUAUACAUAUUACGACCUUAUUGAAACUGCCUAUGAGUCCAUCACCCUCAGCGCUUUCCUCCUGCUCCUUAUCGAAUAUGUCGCCGCCACAGCAGCAGAUCAUGAUGUCAAGAACGCCAUUGCACGGAAAGAUAAGAAAAAGCUUCCUCUUCCAUUCUGCUUCUGGAGGUAUCGGCCGACCAAGCCAUACUUCAUGUACACCGUCAAGUGGUCCGUACUGCAAUAUGUAAUCAUUCGGCCCCUUCUCUCCAUAGUCGGCAUCAUUGCGCAGGCGACAGGCACUCUCUGCGAGUCUGGUUCAUGGAGCUUCAAGACGGCGAAAGCGUACAUCACACUAUUUGACGGCAUUAGUAUAACAAUUGCGCUCUACGGCCUGUUUCUCUUCUACGGCCUCACCAAGGAAGAGCUCGUGGGCCGGCGCCCGCUCGCCAAAUUCUUGGCGAUCAAGCUGAUCGUCAUGUUCACUUUCUACCAGUCGUUUAUCUUCGACGCGCUCGAGGGGAACGUCAUCCACGCGACCCAUUUCUGGACAGAGGCAAACAUCGCCGAUGGUCUGAAUGGGCUUACAAUCUGUAUCGAGAUGGUGUUCUUCUCAGCAUUCAUGAUGUGGGCGUACACGUGGAAAGAGUACAAGGUCCCCGGAGAACCACGGACGAGGAUUGGCAAGCCUCUGUGGGACAGCAUUAACUACUCGGACUUCUUCGUCGAGAUCGUAGGCUCAGUUAAAUACUACAUCGACCGGUGGCGCAACCGUAAGGGCGCGAGCCGGCCGCGCGUGACGGUGACGGACAACCAAGGCAAGAUGAAGGCGAAGGCGAACUUUGAGGAGGCGUUCGGCUUUUCGGGGUACGAGGCCACGGAGGUCGAUGCAGAGACGGAUGCAGGCGCGAUGCGCAUGCGAGGUAGCUACGACGAAAAUAUCCGGCUUGCGCCCUACGCUUACGGCGGUGCCGGCAGGCGCCGGGCGACGAGCACGGAUGACGUAAUGACGGCGAGUGGUGAGAGCCAGGAGCACUGGCAGUACCCGUCGCCUGACCUCCACAAGAUGGACGCGCCGGUGUAAGCUUAUACUGCCGUGAAUUCACGUUUAUAUCUUCCCGAAAUUUGCAUUUGCCAUGUAACGACUUCGCAAUCCCACUUUAGUUUGUAUUUUUGUCAUCUAAUGUAUUACUCUACACCUUUCCUUUGUCUUUCUCCAUUUAGUGCUGCGGAUGCGUUGCAUGGCGGGCUGGCGUGAGAUGCUACUCUUGAAAAUCGCACUCGGAUCUAACUUAUUAAGCGUAAAGAACAGUAAUCUGUGCUCGCCUCGCGCACGCUCAGUGACAGUUGGGUGAAUCUAAGGCUACAUAUCCUCGACGGAAGUAAACUAAGUAGAUAAAAUCAUCAAGUCUGGCUACAGAGAGGAGUCACGCCGUAAGGAUCAAUCUAGGUCACAGGUUGAACUCCUCGCGUCUAGAACUUCGAAGCCGGUGUACACACUAGAAGCCUAGAGAAACAUCUCCAGGCCUCCUCCAAUGCGUCAGGUGAAGACAUGCAUUACGCCUUCGGCCUCCAUCUCGGACAUGUGCAAGGGUAGCUCGGUGUGCGGGGACAGGAGCUCGUGGAUCUGCUUCUCAUAGUUCGCGAACCGGUUGACGUAUGCCGGGAGCUUGGCCGUGGCGAGGCUCUCAGCCUUGAUCUGCUGGCCUGUGGGAGUGCGUUAAG
Messenger RNA from Phanerochaete carnosa HHB-10118-sp, 2232 nucleotides. RefSeq lists its product as uncharacterized. The record is from RefSeq and is a predicted model, not a curated record. Gene Ontology annotation, biological process: transport. The transcript is spliced from 13 exons. Lineage: Eukaryota; Fungi; Basidiomycota; Agaricomycetes; Polyporales; Phanerochaetaceae. Bases 245 to 1591 code for a protein of 448 amino acids. Gene Ontology annotation, molecular function: transporter activity.